GUUGGCAAACGAGAAUGGGAUCCCGCCAUCGUUCUGAUGCAGGAGGGCUACUUCGAUGCGGAUUCGAGCUGCGGCACCCUCGGGGCGUUUGUCGUGGAGGUCAGCUGGCCGGACGGCGAAGGUUCUGACGAAAAGAUCGGCAGGACGUUGACAGAGGAAACGGUCACGUCCAUGGCGGCGGAGAUGUCGUCGGCCGUGUCGCAUUUUCUUCAAAACGAAUGUCAUCGAGCGGUGGCUUGCGUCGACGUCAUUCACUGCACGCGCGACGCUGAUUCUUUCCCCGGCAUGGUGAACAAUGACACCGUCGCCGCCAAGAGCGCCAGCGACGACCGGUGGAACCGUUGGCGGGGCGACGGGAAAAAGACCAGGGUGCACACCGUGCAGAUCUGGGCGCUGUGGUGGCCGCAGACGUUGGUCGGCGGGGCGACUGAUUUCCCGACUCCGUUCCCUCUGCAGGACAACGAGAUGCGGUUCACGUUCUUAGCGAGAACGCUCCUUGGCCACAGGAAUCCCGGUACACUUGUGGAGUCAACAGGCGUGCCCACGUUUCCGUUCACGGUGACUCCGGUGCGGGAAGCCAUCAUCCCCGCGCUCAGCACCGUCUCCAACGCGUACAUCGAGUUCGACGGGCCUCUGGACGUGGUGAGAAAGCAGCUGAUGCGGGGCGCGAAGCAGUAUAGGGCGCCCGACACAAAAUUCUUCUUAAGGUGUGCAUCUUAAGGGCAGCGCGAUCGCGUCAAGAGCGGCAACGUCGUUAGAAACGCAUCAGUGAUACGAUAGCUUGCUGUUC
Micromonas commoda is the source of this 790-nucleotide messenger RNA. RefSeq lists its product with no specific name. Bases 286 to 720 code for a protein of 144 amino acids. The transcript has a single exon. Lineage: Eukaryota; Viridiplantae; Chlorophyta; Mamiellophyceae; Mamiellales; Mamiellaceae. The record is from RefSeq and is a predicted model, not a curated record.